AUGGCAAUUAAGGUCCAUGGAUUUAUUUUUUCACCAGCAGUACAGAGAGUUCUCAUCUGCUUAGCUGAAAAAGGUCUCGACUACGAAUUAGUUAAUGUAGAUUUGUUGACCGGUCAACAGAAGAAGGAGCCCUUUAUUUUACUCAAUCCAUUUGGUCAGGUGCCAGCUUUUGAAGAUGGCGACUUGAAACUCUUUGAAUCAAGGGCUAUAACCAAAUACAUAGCAUAUGCGUAUGCGGACAAAGGAACGCCACUUCUAGUCCAAGACCCAAAGAAGCUUGCAAUUCUUGGAGUUUGCCACCUCCCGACAUUGGAGUGCCUAAUGGGGACACGUGUCAAGGCGAUUAUCGAGGCCCGGGCCCACGUGCACGCCUGGGCCAAGGAUAUCCUGGCCAGGCCAGCCUGGCAGAAGGUCGUUGCGAUGAAAAACAACCCCUGA
Striga hermonthica is the source of this 438-nucleotide messenger RNA. Lineage: Eukaryota; Viridiplantae; Streptophyta; Magnoliopsida; Lamiales; Orobanchaceae. The record is from the annotation of a GenBank genome assembly.